AUGUCUACAAAAGGGAAUCAGAAAUUAGCGGGCUGUACAGGAACCACCGCGCAGAACGCGGAGCGAGGCGAGCGGCCCCAGAGCAGGGGCCAGGCCGCAGCCCAACUCAUCCCGCGCCGCCCGGGCCUGCUCGCACACACCAGGCGGCCCCGGGCCCGCGCGGCGCUUCGGGCCCCUUCCCCACACGGCGCCGCCCGGGGCAGGGGAGGCACCGCCUCCACCUCCUCGCCGCCCCCACACGGGGCACCCGGUGGCGUGAGGGGCUCCCCGGCAGCGCCGCCCCGCUCUGUCCCCGGCCCCUCGCACAGACUUUCUGGCACCCGCCGCCUCCCCCCCGUCCGCAGCUCCGGCCCGCUCCCUCCCGGCCCGACAGGCCCGGGCAGCGACGCUCGAGUUCCCGGCGAGCCGCAGGCCGCGCAGGGUGACCCGGCCUGGCUGCUCGGGAAAGGCGCCGUCUCCCAGCCCGGGCCGGAGAGGCUCCGCGCCACCCCCGCCACUCACCUCAGCCUCCCGCAGCCUCCUCACCGGAGCCGAGCCCUCCUCAGCGCCACGCCGAGACCGGAGCGGCGGCGCGGCGGCGGCAGCCCGAGCCCCGCGGCAGGCGGCGGCCAGCGGCAUCCAUGGCGCUCCGCCCGCUGCGGGGUGGGCGGGCGCGGCAGGAGCGGCGCUCGGGGCGGAGCUGAGGAGGCCGAGCGGCCGCUGGGGGCGCUGCGGGAGCCUCCGCGGAGAAGGGGCCGCUCCCGCGGGCGCGCUCCGCCCCGCGCCGCCGCUGCGGAGCGGCAAGCGAGGGCCCGGGGAGCCCCAGGUGCGGCCUGCCCGGCGAAGGGCCCUCCCCGGCUCAGGCGGCCUUCCCCUGCUGCGGCUUAUACUUUCCAGAGGCCACUCGGAACCACUUUGAUCCCCCUCCAGCACCUCCAUGAAAAGGGAUCUGCCACUCCACUGUUGCACAAGCCUGGGGAGCACAAACAUAGUGUCAGCGUCUUGACUUCGCAGCAGUGCGUGCCAGCCCUGGCAGCCCUGGCGAUCAGCAAUCCCGUGCUGCUGGCCGGCGAGGUGUGUUUACGAGGCGGCUCUGACGCAACCCCGCAGCAGGAGCUGGGUGAGAGGUUUCCUCCUCGGGAGGCCAACCCCUGCAAUUGCGCGUCCAUGUGGUGAGCGCACGAGUGACGCUGACGUGAUAAAUAUGCGAGGGACAUGCUGGUGUUUACUGAGGUACGCGCUGAGUCAUUGCUCAGCUUGUGGGGCUCCUCCUCAGCAGAGGCUCAUCUUCCUGGAAGCUGCUUCCUCAGUCAGCUACCCUCAGAGCUGACUAGGGAAGAGCGUGUUUUUCAGAAAUCUGCAAAUACUCUGAAAUUAUCUUUUCUUCUGUCUGAAAUUAUUGCUCAAAAUCAUAAGCAUUAAAGUGGUUUUUCCUAAGUAAACUCACUUAUGUGGA
Messenger RNA from Vidua macroura (Pin-tailed whydah), 1435 nucleotides. Its product is annotated as translation initiation factor IF-2-like. The record is from RefSeq and is a predicted model, not a curated record. Lineage: Eukaryota; Metazoa; Chordata; Aves; Passeriformes; Viduidae. The transcript has 4 exons. Bases 1 to 1155 code for a protein of 384 amino acids.